CAAUAGAUUGGAAUUGUUAAUUGCAAAAUAAUUAGCUACAACUAAUUGUUUGACAAUUAUUUCUAUUGAAAAUAUUUAACAUUUAAUCAACAGUUUAUUUUAGUUUAUACAAUAAAUAAAACCUCAAACAAAUGGGUGUUCAUGGUUUGUGGAGGUUGAUAGAACCUUCUGGGAAACCAGUGCCUUUAGAAUCCUUGGAGAAUCGUGUACUGGCAGUGGAUGUUUCCAUUUGGCUGCACCAAGCAAUCAAAGGUUUCCAAGAUGCCAAGGGGGCUGCAGUACCAAAUGCCCAUCUCCUUGGCAUCUACCACAGGGUUUGUAAACUGCUCUACUACAAAAUAAAACCUGUGUUUGUUUUUGAUGGUGGAGUUCCAGUUCUGAAGAAGCAAACUAUUGCUAAAAGAAAUCAACUGAAAGCCAAGCACUUAACAGAUGCCAGUCGGAUUCAAAAGCAACUCUUGGAUACAUUGCUAAAGCACUCUGCUGUGAAUAAAGUGCUUUCAGAGAAAACCAAAUCAACAUUGCCUGUUGUCAAAAGUGGGUCCAGUCAGAAGACAGAUGGAGAUAAUCUAUUUAAAUUACCGCCCGAAUUGGAUUCGACUAUUUCUUCUAGCGAUGAAGAUGAAUAUGCAAGCUCCUCAUUUACCUCAGAUUCCAGCCCUACCAAACAUUGGGAUUUGCAUAACAUCGAUGAAAAAUCCGCUGAAUUUAAAGCUUUACCGGCGGAUGUUCGGCACGAAAUCUUGACCGAUCUGAAGGAAACGCGUAAACAGAAUUCUUGGGGUCGAAUACACGAAUUGCCUACACAGAGUGAUGAAUUCUCUGGUUACCAAAUGAAGCGUUUAUUAAAAAGGUACUCGGUGCAGACGUCUCUGGAAGACGCGGAAAAGGAAAUGGGUGGACACACUUUAUCCCUCGGGGAAUUGGAAUCUCUUCUAAACGAUCACGGCGUUAUAACGCAAGAUUCUUUAGGAAAACGUAUAGCUUCUGACGAGAACACCCGAUAUUUGUAUAUUAAGGAUGUCAAGAAGGCACUGGAAACCGCGCGAUUGGAAGCUGUUAAGGAAGAAACUGAAUCAAAUGAUACAAAAAUCGAAGAGAUUAAACAAAAACCAGAAGAAUCGAAGGAUACAAAAAUCCAAGAAAUUACCAAAGAUGCCGUUAUAAUUAAUAGUGAAACACUCAAUGGCGAUGAUGAAGAAUUGGAGCAUGAUCAAGAAUUUCAGGAAGACAUGCAAAUGGCUAUAGCUUUAUCGCUUGAAGAGCAACCAUCGACUUCCAAAGUUGUGGCUGAACCUCGUGACAACACCAUACCAGUAACACAAUCUACAGCGUUUUCUGCUGCUAUUGGGUACAUGAAGGAAUACAGUGGAUUGACGCCUUCGGGAAUUAGUGAAAUUUUCAAUGGUAAUCUGAAGAGCAAAAAAGAUGAAACCAUUAAAGCUCCAAUAGCGAAAAUUGCCGAUGAUGAUGAUGAUCAAGUAAUCUUAUCGGAAGAUUCAGAAUCUGAAUCGGAAUUUAUAGAUGUUUCCGAUAACGAAAGCAAAGAAGAAAAAAUGGAAAUUGUUAUUGAUAAGAUCGAACAAUUGGAAGACGAUUUGUUCAGUGAUGUCUUUGAUAACGAAGAUAAAAAUAAAGAUAAAGCGGUUGAAAUAAUCGAGAACAAGGUUAUUUUGAACUCUGUCGAAGAUUCGGAAACGCAACGUGAAAUUGUUACUGUUAUUAGUGAUGAAUUCAAAAAGGAUGUUGAGAGUAAGGAUAUGAAAAUCGUUGAAGCAAAAGAUGUUGAAAUAGGGAAAACUGAAACACUGUUAGUUCAAAAAACUGAAGAAGUAACAGAAAAGCCAUCCAUUGAAAAAAUGCCACCAGUUGUGAAAUUAAGUAGCGAAGAUUUGCAGAAAAUGGAAAAGAAGUUGGCUAGUGAGAAGAAUAACUUGAUUAGUGAAAGGUCAAGCAAAGAGAGGUUGGCUGGAAAUAUCACAGAUCAAAUGUACCAAGAGGCACAAGAAUUGCUUCAAUUAUUUGGAAUACCUUACAUCAUUGCUCCAAUGGAAGCUGAAGCCCAAUGCGCUUUCCUCAAUGAGAUCAAUUUAACUGAUGGCACCAUAACAGACGAUAGCGAUAUUUGGUUGUUUGGUGGGAAGAUUGUCUACAAGAAUUUCUUCAAUCAAAGCAAACGGGUUAUGGAAUUUCGUUCCGAAAAUAUAGAACACCACUUUAAACUCAGCAGACAACAAAUGAUUCUGUUGGCUCUCCUCGUUGGAAGUGAUUACACCGUUGGAAUCUCAGGAAUCGGGCCUGUAACGGCGAUGGAAAUUUUGGCCGCUUUUCCACCAAUGCAAUUUUCGUAUCCACAGUUGAUAUCGGGUUUAAUCGAUUUCAAAACAUGGUUCAACAACGGAAAAGUUGCUGGACCAGCGAGAGCAGGUUUAAGAACUAAAUUGAAGAACGUGGAUUCUAUGGAUCACUUCCCGAAUCCAACGGUAAUAAAAGCGUAUUUGGAGCCGCAGGUGGAAACCAGCAAAGAUAAAUUUACUUGGGGAAAGCCGGACGCGAUUUCGUUGAUCGAAUAUGCCAAGCAAAAGUUCGGAUGGACCCGUAAGAAGAGCGAAGAAAUACUCUCGCCGGUUUUGAAGAGAUUGCAGGAAAACAAAUCGCAGAGCAGCAUCAAGGACUUCUUUCACACGAAGCACAAAUUGGAUGCGGACGUCUCUGAUAAGAUGAGUAAACGUAUCAAAAAGGCUGUUUCCAGAUUGGGUCGCGAGAAGACGGAUUUGGAUGAGGACGAGGAUGUGCAGAUCCUGAAGAAAACUCUGAAAGUUUCCCGAAGGAAACAGGAAAAAAUUGAAACCGAUAUUAAGAAGGAAUUGGAAGGUGCGAAACCGAAGAAAGAACCGGUAAAAAAGAAAGUGGAAAUCACGCAAAGGGCCAAGGACAGGGCGGAUUUGUUGAAGAACAAAAUGAAAGCCAUCGAAGUCUUUCGGAAAUCGAAACAGGGACCUGGUUUUGUUAAGAAACGUGCAAAAGUCGUGAGGAAACCCAAAGAUGAUGCUGAACUCUCCGAAAGCAGCAACAGUGAUUAAUGCACAA
Molecule: messenger RNA, 3090 nt
Organism: Nicrophorus vespilloides
Lineage: Eukaryota; Metazoa; Arthropoda; Insecta; Coleoptera; Silphidae
Gene: mus201
Product: DNA repair protein complementing XP-G cells
Exons: 6
Coding region: 132-3083 (983 amino acids)
Biological process (GO): nucleotide-excision repair
Cellular component (GO): nucleus
Molecular function (GO): single-stranded DNA binding; DNA endonuclease activity
Source: RefSeq, a predicted model, not a curated record